This is a messenger RNA of Hypoxylon fragiforme, 8230 nucleotides long. RefSeq names its product cell morphogenesis N-terminal-domain-containing protein. Gene Ontology annotation, cellular component: cell cortex; site of polarized growth. Gene Ontology annotation, biological process: cell morphogenesis. Bases 330 to 8132 code for a protein of 2600 amino acids. The record is from RefSeq and is a predicted model, not a curated record. The transcript is spliced from 2 exons. NCBI's taxonomy places the organism in Eukaryota, Fungi, Ascomycota, Sordariomycetes, Xylariales, Hypoxylaceae.
UAUUAUUGGGUACAUAAGAAAUAGGUACUUGAUACCUUUGGGGGCCUAUCUAGAACGUGGAUUCGCUUGGAGGGGAAGAGAAGACUGGGGAGAUUUUUUACAAAAAAAAAUAUUAUCGUCAUCAGCUCGUCAAGCUCUCUAUCAGUCAUCACUGUCGACCCUGAAGUUCCCCAACUCUAACGAAAUCUCCAACGAACAUUGAAGUCUCCAAAAGUCCAACCUUUACCUUACCUAGUCACCUUAAAAGUCCCUCCAGACCACCAUUGUAGGUCUGUGAACGCCCACUAUAUCUUUUUAUACCAAAGUAUCAUGGGCAUCGAGGCUCAGCAAUGGCUCCGUCCCAGACGCUGCCUGAUCAUUUCCACGAUCCGCUAAAGUUCUCCUCGCGAUCCACUCCGCGACUAAAUACCCCAGACGGCGGCGACGAUGAUGACGAGAAUGGCGUGUGGGAUAAUACACUUAGACCUAUAGCUCACGAUCCCUCCACCUCCCGCGCCAUCGCGCACUCUCGCGAGUCCUCCCUCGAGAAGCUCCAAUCCGGUUCGCUUGCUGGAAUUCCCGAAUCGCCACAGUCAGCCACUUCUCCGAUAACCUCUCCUAGCGUCCGUAGCGGUGCGUCGCGUACGAGCCCUGGCAAUAUAUUCGAACGUCUCGGCGAUCCCAAGGGUAGCAAUACAUACGGACACCACCGCCAAACCUCUAUCGUUCAUGGCAUUCAACAUUCGAGAAAUGGGAGCCUUGCUAGUUCAUCGUCGAGUCCUUUAAGCCCGCAGAUGAUUGCUGCCGCAGGUGCUGGCCUUCUGCCAGACCGGCCAGAUAUGCCUCCCAUCCACCGAUUAGAUUCCGAGUUAUCAUCGACAACUGCUUCUAUGGCCUCCACGAUAUCGACCACGUCCAGGCCUCCGACUUCCUUGUCAGGCACAACGGCCAACUCAUUCGUUUACCAGUUAGAAAAGGCACAUUCUCCCCAAGACAGUAGCGCUGGUAGCACUUCAACUCAGAGGAAGCAUAGCAAGUCCCGGCGUGAUCACACACAUCACCAUUCACAUUCGUCGAGACAUCAUAGGGACGAACAGAAGACGGUGGGCGAAUACGCCAUGCAUGUAUUAUUUACAUCCUUUAUUGCUAUGGCCGAGGACAAGCUUCAGGAGUGUAUUACAGUGCCUUUCGACCCCGAACCUCCCAUCGAACAAAUAUGCGGUCCCGGAGCAGACCCAGCUUUCGACCGCUUUAUUAUAGCUCUUGGGCAUAUUGCCAACCAGAAGCCGAGACCACUCAUCGAUUCUAUCAUGCUUUGGCGAAAGCACAAAAGUGAAGCGGCAAACGAGGCACGCAGUCUGUUACAGCAGAUGAAGUCUAACCUACCUGCAGCCGCUCUCGUGAGACGAAACACAGAGCCAUUGCAGCUUCUCACCGGCAAUUCAACAGAUACAGGAUCUGGCGUGACACAUACCCUUGCGGACAAACAGAACGAAGCAGCGCAUGCCGAACGCCGAUCUAUCGUCUCCAUUUAUAUCCUCUGCCGAGUUCUCUUAGAAGUCAUCACGCAAAGCAGCCUUAGUUCUAUUACCCCUGAGAUGGAGGAUAAGCUCGAGGUUAUUAUAUUUGGUCAACUCAAGAUUGCCGACAUUGAGCAGCUCUAUGUCUCCCCUCUCAAGCUGGCAAACUGGAACCUCUUCGCCCAGCUUCUCGGUGCCAUGAGCGAGAUCAACUUUUCUAGCGUUACCGAUCGAUUCAUUACAGAUCUUGACCGCUCCCUACAGGAACUCACCGUGAGAAGUCCGGCUACUCAAGUUAGGGAUCCCGAAGGUCAGGUAGAGUUAGUGCUAGGAGGCAUGAAACAUCUACAUAUCAAGAUAGACACCGAUGAUAGCUGGGAUCAAGCCUGCGACUUUUUGGUGUCUCUGGGCCGGCUGUUUGCCCGAUCCCACGGCCAAAAGGUCAAGUCCGCGUUUUGCCAGAUAUUAGAUACACUGCUGCUCCCCAUUGCUACCAAGGCUACUAACAAACACUUCUCUUACUUGAAGUGGUCAGAAGUACUCAGUAAUAUUAGCCCUCGCCUAGCAUCGCUCUUUGUAAAGCCUCGGUAUUGGCUGGCUGCGUUCCCUUUGACAGCAACAAUGCUAUGCGUGUCGUCCCCGGAGAAUCUAAGUAACCAAUGGCUCCAGCUAAUCAGAACGGUUCAGCCGAAACUGAAGGAUCGUUCUAUGCGUGCCCUAUGCUUGCAGGUCAUCUCGAGAUUAGUUUGGGCUUAUCUGUAUAGGACAACCGACACCCUAGCAGGAGCUACGCGGAAACUUGACGAGGUGGUGCAACUCAUAUUGCCUACCUCGAAGCGAACAUUUUCAGCCGGCGACACGGCAUUGACUGGCCCCCUGAUACAGGUGAUCAGAAUUAUUGGCUACAAAUACCCCGAGUAUUGCUGCAAGAAUAUCAUAUUUCCUUUAAUUAAUGCCGAGCUUUUCUACUCCAACAAGGAACUGAAAGUCGAGCAACUGGAGCCGGAUAGGAUGGUGAUCGGGAUCAGAGCGUUUCUCACCAUUAUGUCGGAUCUCGAGAAAGGUGAACAAGGCCGACCUCCGUUUCCACAACAAUAUCCUCUUCCAACUACCAUGGACCGAGCACCUCCCCCCUCUCCAGCUUCCACUUCUGGUGCAACGCCCUGUACCCCUAUUAUAUCAGAUCACGACGAAUCUCUGUCGCGGCCUGUACAACUGGCUGCGUUGAGUGAGGGUGCAAGAGAAUACUAUAAAAAGUUCUCAGAAAUACUUGGUAAAAUCACCAUUAUCUGUGAUAAUACAUUUGGAGGCCAGGCCGCACUCGAUGAGAAAUUUAACAGCCCAGGAGGACCGAAAACGCCUAUCACGGAGACCUUCAAUUUCUCAAGGCGCGAUGACCACCCAAGUCCAGCGGACCAGAAACAAGCCUUCUACGAGCUUCUUCACGUUGCCGUACAGGCGCUGCCUCGCUGCCUCUCUGCUGAUAUACCAUUUAAUUCGCUCGUCAACCUCCUUUGUACGGGGACUGCCCACGUUCAGUACAACAUUGCCGAGUCUUCUGCGCAGUCUCUCAAAUCUAUCGCCCGACAGUCUUACGCACAUCAAGUCACGGUGGGAUUUGCCCGGUUCAUAUUCAAUUUUGACGAUCGUUACGAUACUAUGUCUGAUGGGGGUAUGUUAGGCCCCGGCCACAUCGAAAGCACAUUACGACUCUAUGUCGAAUUAUUACAAAUAUGGAGGGAUGAAAUAAGACGAAAGACGAAAGACGCCGCAUCCGAUUCCACUGAGCUUAACGGUAAUGACAAGCGAGGGAUGAAAUUAGAUUUGUCCAGUAUCUGGGCCGAAGUCGAACACGUCGAAGCUCGCGGGUUAUUCUUUUUAUGCUCGCAGUCGCGCAGGGUGCGGCACUUCGCCAUCACGGUUCUUCGGCUGAUCGUUGAAUUUGAUAAUGCGCUAGGUAAAGAUACCACCUUGGAAAAGGAUACGGUUCGGCUCAUCGACAUACUGGAGAAUGACUCGGUACAAGUGAUGAAUUUCAAGGACGAGCAUCUGUCUGUAGCCGAGAGAAGUCGACUGCAGAGGGGUAUGCAGAAUAGCAACAAUAAAGGGGCUCUCAUUGAGCUCUGCACCAGCGACGUUUCUUAUGAUACCACUCUCUGGUUCAAGAUUUUCCCCAACUUUAUAAGGAUUGCUUAUGACCGAUGUCCCUUUACCGUCACGAUCGGCCGGGACCUGGUUUGUAAUCGAAUUUUACAAAUGUAUAAGGGGAUUGUACUGUUGUCGGAACCAUCUCGGGGCCUAUAUUACGGCUCCGAUCCCAAUAACUCUCGGUAUACGGGAAGGACGCCAACAACACAGCCUGAUGUGCUCAUUGAACAGUGGAAGCUCUACUUGGCUUUUGCUUGCACUACAUUGACCGAUUCCGGAACUACCAUUAACGGUGCGCCACAGCCAGGGAAACAACAUGUACGAAAGCUAUCAAGAUCUGCCGACAAAAUUGUAUCGGCUAGAACCCUCUUCAAAUUCCUCAUACCGUUGCUCUUAGCCUCUUCAGCCUCUGUUCGAGAGGCGGUUGUGCUCGCCAUGGGCUCGAUUAACAUUAACAUAUACCGAACCCUACUCGAAGAACUCCAGGGCCAUGUAUCCCAGUGUAAUAAUGAAGCGCGCGCCAGGAUACACCAGCGAACCGGCAGUGGCCCGCGAAGAAACCGGAAAAUGGAUCUCCUGAGGACUGAACUUACUUAUGUGAACAAGUUGACUUGUCAUUUUCUAAAGGAACCGGAGAUCUACCAAGACGACUGGAUUCUCAACAAUCUUUGCACAUAUACCAAGGACCUGAAGCUGUUCUUGAUGGACGGCGAGGUUCAGAUGGACUGGGAAUUCCAGAAGCUGAGGCGACACUACUGCGGCUUGGUGGAGGGACUCUUCGAGGGCGUUAAUCGGACAAAAGAUCCAUCCCGUUGGAUGACGUUCGAAUCCCGCAAGUCUUCCUUCACUUUGAUGGAAGACUGGUGCGGAUUCUCCCCGAAUCAAAUGCAAAUUCGUCAAAGAGAAGACACGAUGCGGCAAUCUUUGAUUGACCAACAAUCUCUAGGCGAGCGAGGUAUCAUUACUGCUGCCAUGGAAAUAGAGAAGAGGAAUCUGAAGACGGCCGCCCUUAGUGCUAUGGCAGCCCUUUGCGCUGGCCCUGUCAGUGUGACGACGGAAAGUGGCGCUACGCUCCAUUUCGACAUGAGGCGAAUGCUGAACUGGGUGGAAUCCAUUUUCAGCUCUGGAAGCGACCGGGUCAACGUCAUUGGUCGAAGAGCCUUGAAGAACCUGGUUGUCUACAAUCAAGACCAUCCAUACCUCCUAGAGCACUGUAUUGCCCGAUGCUACCUCACCGAGGCGCCCAAGGUACUAGAAAGCUAUUUUACAGUGAUAACCGAGGUGCUGCUAGAGCACAUUGACUACCCAACACCAUUCUGGAAAUUAUUAGGACUGUGUCUGUUUACCUUAGGAAGCGAUCAGAGCGACAUUCGAUCCAAGUCCGCUCUUGUUCUGAGGGCGCUACAGGAGAGGCAGCAAGCGGCGCAAAACUCCAAGAUUCGCGACUUUGAGAUCAGCAUUGCAGACAAGACCAAGGCCGUCUAUAAGCUGGCUCAGUUUGAGAUAUCCAAACGACUGGCCAAGCAGCACCCGGAGCUCGCAUUCCACGUCUUCUCCGAAGUGACGUUAUACUUCAAGAACCUGCCUCCGGGCGCGCAACGGAAUGUGGUGGCCGUCAUCCUUCCUUGGAUCCAGACGAUCGAGUUGAAAGUCGAUCCCAAUGGCGGCCCCAUAGCUCAAUCCUACGUGCUCCUUGCCAAUCUACUCGAGGUCACGAUCAAGUCUAGCACUGCGCUGCACAACGAGGUCCAAGCUCUCUGGCAAGCCCUCGCGACUGGCCCUCAUCCUGGAAAUGUCCGGUUGGUGCUGGAUUUCAUCAUUGCACUUUGCUUAGAACGGAGAGAGCAGAACUUUGUCGAGUAUGCCAAACAAAUUGUGGUCUUCUUGGCGAGCUCCCCCAGCACGCCUGGCAUCAAGGUGGUCGAGUUUCUGCUGAUGCAGAUCACCCCGAAAGCCAUGGUCCCCAACGAGAAAAGGGAUGUGGUCCCGUCACCUCCUGAUCUCAGUCAACUGCAAUUGCCAUACUGUGCCGAUUUAUCGGAAGCCUUGCCUAUUGGUACUAAACAGGCUGGCUUUUCCUUAGGACAGCUCUCCCUGAUACUCCUGGUGGACUUGAUGGUGUCACCCGUGCAGCUGAACACAGAGAAUCUCAUAGUCUUGUUGCAAGUCAUCACGGUGCUCUGGGACCACUACACCCCCCUCGUUCAAGAACAGGCUCGCGAAAUGUUGGUACACUUGAUCCAUGAGUUGGUAGUCUCGAAAAUGGAUGAUGCUACGCCCCUGGAGACCAAGAAAUUCGUGGAGGACCUGGUCGACGGGAUCCGACGCCACGAUCGUAAUGUGGUCUGGAGCUACGAGGAAAGCAACGGCAAGGUGGAUGGACGUGACAAUAAGGUGCCCCAAAGCAUGGAAUAUCUGACUGCAGAAGUGGUCAAAACUUUCGAGCUCACAUUCCCAGGGAUCAAGGAACAAUGGAGUCGCCUGUCCCUCACCUGGGCAACUUCGUGUCCGGUCAGGCACUUGGCUUGCCGUUCAUUUCAAAUUUUCCGCUGUAUCCUUACUUCGCUCGACCAGCUCAUGCUUGGUGAUAUGCUGGCUCGAUUAUCCAACACCAUCGCCGACGAAGAUACCGAGAUCCAAACCUUCUCCAUGGAAAUCCUCACCACCCUGAAAACUCUCAUUUCGAAGCUUGAUCCGGAAGAGCUCUUGUCUUUUCCCCAGCUCUUUUGGACCAUGUGCUCUUGUUUAGACUCGAUCAACGAAGUCGAGUUUCUGGAAGCCAUCGAAAUGCUCGAAGAGUUCUUAGCCAAGCUAGAUUUCCACUCUCCCAGCAUCCGAAGGGCGCUUAUGGAUGGCCAACCUCCAAGAUGGGAGGGCGCGUUCGAAGGUGUUCAGCCCCUACUAUACAAGGGGCUGAGAUCAUCAAACUGUCUCCACCCCACGCUGAACAUCCUGGAUAAAGUCAUACAGCUACCUUCUGGUCGCCUCAUUGGUGACGACAACAGGCUCUUCUUUUCCAUCAUCGCUAACCUUCCACGGUUCUUGCAAGCUAUGGAGCAAGCUGCUAUUAGCAGAGAUACUUUGGAAUCCGCAGAAAUACUAUUUGCUGUAGCCGAGGCUCAAGGGAUGUCAUCAAUAUGUGCGGCUCUAGGGGCUUUCAUGCAAUCGCGGUACCGUUCACGCAAGGAGUUCAUUAUCCAGUUGCUUGCCGCACUCCGCGAAUUCUUCCUCCCGCAGCUUGACUUCAAGAUGCUUACCAUGAUAUUGGGAUUCCUCACGAACAGCAUACCCGCUGUGAAAAUCAUGACGAUGCAGCUGCUCUGCGUCAUCAUCCCCGAGAUCGAAAUGCGCAAGCCUGAGAUUGCCGGCCACGGAUCCGACCUAAUAUCUCCGCUCUUCCGACUCUUACAGACCGAGUACUGCAUGGAAGCGCUGGAGGUGCUCGACAACAUCAUGACUAUGUCCGGGACGCCGAUGGACAAGCAAUAUGUGCGAAUGAGUAUGACCAGCGCGGCAUCCAAAGACAGGAAGGAUUACGAGACGACUCAGAGCCUGUUUGGCAUUCCGGAAGAGUCCGGUUGGUCAAUCCCCGUUCCAGCGAAGAAGACGGAGAUUACACGCGCGAACAUUCACGCUGCGUUCUACAUGUGCCAAGCCAACCCGGGAGACGGCAUCUGUGUAGACCCUACACCCACACCUGAGGUCGAAUUCCACGCCGAUGAUUACCGCUAUGGUUAUUUUGAAAUGCCGGAUCGAACCGAGACCAUGAUGUCAGACGAGGGCCAAGGCGAGGGUCAAAUGGCCGAUCUGGUGACGAAGCUGGAUAGUUUGGAUGACUUCUUCGAUGACAUGUCACAAACAUCACCUAGCGAGGGCCGCUCGUCUAGAACAGUGACAGAGUUUGCCCCCGAAAGUUUCGAAUCUGGCGCGCGACUUUACGACGACGUGCUACCUAUUCUACACCAGGCCUCGACCAACACCUCGUUCCAGAACGGCUUCGUAGACCGCGUACCGAUGUCCAAAGAGGGCAAGCCCAAUACCAUGAACCCCGGCGCCUUCAACCCCGUUGCAGUCGGCAGCAGGCCAGGCCUCCAUUCCCGCUCCGUCACCUCUCCCUCAACCCCCUCGUCGUGGACGCAGCCACAGCUCAGCGAGCUGACUUCAGACGACGAGUUCACGGAGAACGUGUUCUCAGACGACGACGACGACGGGCGGCCGCUCAACGGAGGAAGCGGAAGCGGAGGCGUGCCCGAGAGCUCUUUCUUCCUCGAGAACAUGAUCAAGCCGAUCGCGCAGACGACGCGGACGCACAUGCGGCGGCUCACGGGCGGGGGCAGGUCCCGCGACGCGGAGAGGCAGCGCGAGCUCUUCCGCUCACGGCAGCAGCUGCAGGUUUCGCCGCAGGUGCCUAAGGUGCCGAAUUCGUAUCUCCCGCAGAACAAUAACAGCAACAACAACAGGAGUCCGUCGAAUGGGGAUUUUUGAUGAGACGGGAUGCUGGAGAUCUUACGGGGGGGUUCUUUUUUAAUACUCUCGUAGAGGAAGAAGAAUCCUACAUACCAGGAUAAAUAGCCACGCGAUGG